This is a messenger RNA of Pyrus x bretschneideri (Chinese white pear), 1533 nucleotides long. RefSeq names its product NAC domain-containing protein 100. NCBI's taxonomy places the organism in Eukaryota, Viridiplantae, Streptophyta, Magnoliopsida, Rosales, Rosaceae. The coding region runs from base 253 to 1317 and encodes 354 amino acids. Gene Ontology annotation, molecular function: DNA binding. The record is from RefSeq and is a predicted model, not a curated record. The transcript is spliced from 3 exons. Gene Ontology annotation, biological process: regulation of DNA-templated transcription.
UCUCUCUCAGUUAAAUCAGAAGCUUUUCAGUUUCAUAUCUUUUUCCUCCCUUCUUUAUCUCAUAUAAUAUCUAGUAUUCAAGCUUUUGGUAGCUAUAAAUCCGUUUGUGAUUCAUAGUUCCGUAGGAUUUUCGUUUCGAUUUCUCGAAUUUAGAGCUUGUUGGUGAAAACCCAAUUGAGAUUCAGAAAGGGGUUUUCAGGUUAUUAGUUGAUUUCAGUGUCAGAAAUAGGGUUUUAGUGGAAAUUUGAAGAAAUGGAAAAUACUUCUGGGUUUAUUAUGGAAGAUGAGAAGAUGGAACUUCCUCCGGGAUUCCGAUUUCAUCCAACGGAUGAAGAGCUCUUAAGUCACUACCUAUCCCCCAAAGUUCUUGACAACUUCUUCUGUGCUAGAGCAAUUGGCGAGGUGGAUUUGAACAAGUGUGAGCCUUGGGAUUUGCCUUGGAAGGCAAAAAUGGGAGAAAAGGAAUGGUACUUCUUCUGUGUGAAAGACAGAAAAUACCCAACUGGUCUGAGAACAAACCGGGCAACGGAGGCCGGGUACUGGAAAGCCACAGGCAAAGAUAAGGAGAUUUACAAGGCCAAAACCCUGGUUGGCAUGAAGAAAACUCUGGUUUUCUACACAGGAAGAGCCCCAAAAGGUGUGAAGACCAAUUGGGUCAUGCAUGAAUACAGAUUGGAGGGCGAAAGCUCUACCCAUAAUCUCCCCAAAACUGCGAAGAAUGAGUGGGUGAUUUGCAGAAUUUUCCAAAAGAGUAGCGGUGGGAAGAAGACUCAUAUUUCAGGGUUGCUGAGGCCGAGCCCCUUCGGGAACGAAUUGCGCUCUUCUUUACUCCCGCCAUUAAUGGAUUCCCCAGCCUACAACAGCGACGCUAGAACAACAGCCACCGCCUGCGAAACCUCUCACGUGUCCUGCUUUUCUGAUCCAGCGGAGGAUCAGAAGACUGAGGACGACAUUAUGGACAGCUUCAACAACAGCUACAACCACCAACACCACCACCACCACAACAACAUUCAUUUCGCUUCUUCAUCACGUUCGAAUCCAUCUGCUCAUUUGAACUCUUUUUAUUCCAACCAAAUCCCACCAAACGUUGGACUAUUGCACCACCAAAACUUAGUUUUGAUGCAGAACCCGUCCUUAUUGACGAUGUUGGUUGAAAACCAUGCACCAAACUUGAGGCAUAGUGCAAAAAUAGAGUUCUCACCGGACACAGGGCUGAGCAUCGAUGCUUCCUCAGUGGUUUCAAACAGAGAAAUGGUACAGGACGAUCCAUCGUACUCGUCCGCUCCGAUAGAACUCGAUGGCCUCUGGAAUUAUUGAACUCGAAGGUCGAAUAUAAUGACGAAUUAAGAGAAGAUUUUUCAGGGAUGCAUAAUUAAUUGGUACUUAAUUACUGUGUAAUUUGUAUAGGAGCUCUCCAUUGAAUUAUUGAAGAACCAAGGAAGUGCAACUCGUUGUAAUUUGCAGGGAUUGUAAAGAUGUUCAUAAGGAAUUUUACAUAAGAACAAACAUUAACGGGCUUGGAAAUUGAUAUUC